Molecule: messenger RNA, 1077 nt
Organism: Vitis riparia (riverbank grape)
Lineage: Eukaryota; Viridiplantae; Streptophyta; Magnoliopsida; Vitales; Vitaceae
Exons: 2
Coding region: 1-1077 (358 amino acids)
Source: RefSeq, a predicted model, not a curated record
AUGGCGGCCUUCCGAACGGCUGUGGCAGCCGCAUCAAAGCUGUUUGAUGGUCAUGCAGUGGAUUUCAUAUUAUAUGUUUCUUUUUCUGCUUUUGAAUACUAUGUGGUACGGACUGAUGUUGCUUCUGAGUUACACCCACUCUCAGUCUCUCCUACACUAUAUAAAAUGCUCCCUCCUCGCGUCUACCUUCAUUCCCUCUCUAUCUCCUUCGUGUGCACUAUUCCAAUGGAGAUCUUCACAGCCCACAACGCUAGCAUUCCCCUUCUCCUCUCUCUUCUCAUCUUCAUCUCAUCCUUUGUCCUUCCAGGACACGCUCUUUCCCCAGCUGGAACAAUCGAAAGAAGCACAAAACAGCAAGUGCUAGCUAGCCUCCCUCCAAGCCAUGAAACCACUCAACUGUCUGGUUCCUCGCAGUUGUUCCUCACUUCUCCAUCGGGAAGGUAUGAGGCCUUCCUCCUCCGCCGCGAAACCUCCUUCGGUGCUGGAGGGUUUGGAAAUGACUUCUGCUACAUCCAAGUUCAAGAGGGCGGUCGCAGUGUGUGGGAAUCUGAAUGUGCUUCGGUGAGCAAUAUCAACACUUGUACCCUAUUGUUUUCUGAUGCAGGUCUCGAGAUAUUCGAUGGCAGCCGAUCUUCAUGGGACAGCGAUGCUGACGGGGACCGUCUGCAGAGGUUGGAUUUGCUUGAUGCUGGGGACAUGCAGAUAAGAGACGAAGAAGGUGAGCUUGCAUGGAAGGCGAGCGAUAAUCCUGUUGUUAAUCAGAAUUGUGGUUCAAUUGGAGCUCCUGGACUCGCUCCUGAAACUCCACCAUUUGCUACGCCUAUUGAAGAGAAGACUCCUUUUGGACAAGACCAACAGCAACAACCUCAACAGGGCCUGACCCAACCUCUCUCGGCCGUUAAUCAGCCUUUUUCGACAUUGAACCAGCCUCUUGGGGUUAAUAUUAACCAGCAAGGCUUAGUGGACAACACUCCUUACGACAGUGGGGCUCAGGAAGAGAAGAAAUUGACCACUACAAUAGUAAUUGCUUUGGUUUCUCUCAUUUCUUUGAUGGCUGCCCUUGGGCUUCUAAUCUAG